Drosophila albomicans is the source of this 1643-nucleotide messenger RNA. It is a transcript of the gene Cluap1, whose product is annotated as clusterin-associated protein 1. Gene Ontology annotation, cellular component: intraciliary transport particle B; cilium; centrosome. NCBI's taxonomy places the organism in Eukaryota, Metazoa, Arthropoda, Insecta, Diptera, Drosophilidae. The transcript has 3 exons. Bases 165 to 1628 code for a protein of 487 amino acids. The record is from RefSeq and is a predicted model, not a curated record. Gene Ontology annotation, biological process: cilium assembly.
UAAGGGUUGCCUGGCAACGCGGUGGUCAGGUCGCUGGCGUAAACAAAAGCGAAGCCAACCGGAGGAACCACAACAAAUAGGUUUUUUCCUCAAUUGAAAAAGAAAGAAAUGCACAUAAUAUUGGAGGCGACAUUGUCGAGUGCGCAGCUGGCAUUGUCUGCAGAAUGUCCUUUAAGGAUGUGCGAGAUUUGGGCGAACAUCUCAAGCUGCUGGGCUUUCCACGAGUCUUUCCGCUGCAAUCGCUGGCCACGCAUCACGGCAGCCUCGCCAGCUUUCACAUUGUCGCCGAGCUGCUGCAGUGGCUCGCCGGCCUCCUUGAGCCGGGCGCUGUGCUCGCCGGUGGCGUUGAAACGGAGGAGCAACGUGUGCUGCUCAUUCGCUCCGCAACGGAAUUCUUUGUGACCAAAUCGGCGAUUCGUCUCAAUCCACGCAAACUGUAUGCGGCCGCCGCUGUCAGUGCGAUGGAGCUGCAGAAGAUUACACGUCUGCUGAUUGCACCUGGUCAGUCGGAGGCCGAGGAACGGGACGAGGAACGUGAACAGUAUCGCAGUCUCAAUCAGGUGGACAUCGGUGAUAAAAUGGAUGAUUUGCGACGGGCACGUGAACUCUCCACCGAUCUAACGCAACGCGGCGCAUCGCUGUUUGAUCUGCUGUCGCAGGAGUUGGUCAACAAGGAGGCGCGUCUGGCACAAGCGCAACGACCCAUGGAACUGCUGAGUGUGGAGCGUACCAUGAAGAAUGCCAUCCAGGCCAGCCAACUGAAGUUGCAGUCGAGUCGCGCACAGCUGGAGAAUGCCCGCAUCGAACUGAAUGCCCUGAAUUCGAAGCUGCAGCGAAAGCGUGCAGAGUUGGAGCGCACCAAGCAGCGGCUGGAGGCAUUGCAGAAGAUACGACCCGCGCAUAUGGCCGAGUUCGAGGAGUGCGAGAAGGAACUGCAGCAGCUGUUUCAGCGUUACUUUCUGCGACUGCAUGUGCAUGAUGCGUUGCGCACACAGCUGGAGGCGCGCACCAAACGCUCGGCCACGCCCAUUGCGUCGCCGUUGCUGCAGAAGCCCGCUGAGAACUCUAUGCCCUUCAUACCCGAGGGUCUGAUCGAGGACGAUGAUGAUGAUGACGAUGACGACGAUGUCGACAACGAUGGCGAUGUGGCACGUCACGGUGGCGGCAACUUUGGUCUUGAUGCGGAAAUACCUGAUAUACGGGACGAGGAUCUGAUGCUGCGACGCAGCAAGGCGGCGAAUGCAGCUGGCAAGCGUCCCGGAACUGCCACAUCACGUAUACGCCCCACCACCGGUCGCAGUCGUCGUGCAACAGCUGCAACUGCCAGCGGCAGCAAUAGCAACAACAACAGCAACGUGCCCCCAACACGCAACGGACGCGAUGGACCCGGCAGCAGCAUGCUGAACAGACGCGACGCCGACGACAGCAGCUUUGGCAGCUCCGAUAGCGAACUGGAUGUGGGCGACAUUAUGGGCUUGAGCGGACUAAGCGGAAAUGCGGGCACCGGUGACGAUGACUUUGAUCUCAACUCCAUCGAUGACAUCAGCAUAUCGAAGCUGACGGGAGAGUUGCCACUCCGUCCGAAGACGGCAAAUAAACAGGAGCAUCACAGCGAUGAGGACUUUUAAGUGGAUGUUAUCGAC